This is a messenger RNA of Morus notabilis, 1553 nucleotides long. Its product is annotated as omega-3 fatty acid desaturase, endoplasmic reticulum. The transcript is spliced from 8 exons. Gene Ontology annotation, molecular function: oxidoreductase activity, acting on paired donors, with oxidation of a pair of donors resulting in the reduction of molecular oxygen to two molecules of water. The record is from RefSeq and is a predicted model, not a curated record. Gene Ontology annotation, biological process: lipid metabolic process. Bases 113 to 1252 code for a protein of 379 amino acids. Lineage: Eukaryota; Viridiplantae; Streptophyta; Magnoliopsida; Rosales; Moraceae.
UACAACCCCAUAAGAUUCACUCUCUUCUCAGGAAAUUAAACAGCAUUUUCUCCGCUGACAGUUUCUUUCGAUUCGUUUCAAAUUACCAAAAAGAGAUUAAAUAUAUUAAUUAAUGGCCAGAGAAACAGAGCCCAAAACCGUCGUCGUGAAUGGUAAUAGAGACGGCGAUUUCGAUCCGAGCGCUCCUCCGCCGUUUCGGAUAGCUGAGAUCCGAGCCGCCAUUCCCGAGCAUUGCUGGGUCAAGAAUCCAUGGCGGUCUCUCAGCUACGUUUUCCGGGAUUUGUUCGUCAUUUCCGCCUUGGCAUCCACCGCAAUCUACUUCCGUAGCUGGUUACUUUGGCCUUUCUACUGGGCCGCCCAGGGAACCAUGUUCUGGGCUCUCUUCGUACUCGGGCACGAUUGUGGUCAUGGAAGCUUUUCGAGCAGUCCGAAGCUGAACAGCUUGAUGGGGCAUAUCUUGCACUCUGCAAUUCUCGUACCUUAUAAUGGAUGGAGGAUUAGCCAUAGGACUCACCAUCAGAACCAUGGACAUGUUGAGAAUGACGAAUCAUGGGUUCCGUUGACUGCAAAGAUGUACAAAAGUUUGGACAAUAAAACAAAAACGUUGAGAUUCACAGUGCCAUUCCCCAUCUUUGCGUACCCUUUUUAUCUGUGGAAUAGAAGUCCAGGAAAAGAUGGUUCCCAUUUCAAUCCUUACAGUAAAUUGUUCAGCCCAAAUGAGAGGAUAUCAGUUGUAACUUCAACAAUUUGCUGGUCAAUUAUGGCCGCUCUUCUAGUCUAUUUGUCCUUGGUUGUGGGUCCCGUUCUCAUACUCAUGCUCUAUGGGGUCCCUUAUUGGGUCUUUGUGAUGUGGCUGGACAUUGUCACUUACUUGCAUCACCAUGGUCAUGAGAUAAAACUUCCUUGGUACCGAGGCAAGGAAUGGAGUUAUCUAAGAGGAGGGCUCACAACGGUGGAUCGUGAUUAUGGAAUGUUCAACAACAUCCACCAUGACAUUGGCACACACGUUAUACACCAUCUCUUCCCUCAAAUUCCACACUAUCACCUUGUGGAAGCAACUAAGGCUGCAAAGCCGGUGCUCGGAAAGUAUUAUCGGGAACCGAAAAAAUCCGGGCCGAUUCCCUUCCACUUGAUCAAGAAUUUAGCGACAAGCAUCAAACAAGACCACUACGUGAGUGACGAUGGGGACAUAGUAUACUACCAAACGGACCCCCAGCUUUAUAAAAUAUCUAAGAGACGCAAGUGGAAUUGAUUCUUUUGGGACCCCCCCAUUUGUUUAACAGGGGAUUCUACAUAGUCUAGAUUAUGGUCUUGGUCUUCAUGUGGUUGCUAGCUAGAAGAGAGGCUUUAUAUUGUUUGUUUAGCCUCUAAAAACUGUAGUUGUAUUCCAUUCUACGAUUACAAAUUGAGGUGAAAAGUUGAUGGCGGCCUUGGUUUUGAAUUUUCAUGAUGGCUUAUACCCCAAUUUUUAAUCUGGAGAAUUAUGUUACAUAUUUUGCUGGUUUAAUCUUUCUACUACAAAUUAGGGUGGACUUUGCAAAACAAAAAUAUUG